CACACUGACGGACCGACCGCCGGCGCGCUACCACUCGCGACCUGCCGCCCGCGCUCGCCCACCCGACAUCCACUUACAGCUAAUACUACUGUCACUACCAAACUGCACCAACAUAAUACAUGAGAAUAUUAUUCUUAUGCAAAGUAUGCUAUAAGAAGUACAACUGCAGUGCUCCGUGCCGACUGCGUGGCCUGUGAAAAGUUGCGCGCGGGAAAACUUUCAGUGAAGUUAGCGUGUGUGAACAGGUGAUCAGUGUUGAUGCAUUGUGCACUUGUGCGCCUCUAGACCUCUGUAUUGUCUCCACCGGGGAAUACACCGCUUAUUGCUUCAUUAUACUAGAAGGCGGCCGCGCGUCGCAGCAGCAUGGGGCGGUGACGAGGUGUCCGCUGUUAGCUGACUACACAACCUGUACACUACAUGGACCAAUGUGGGAGCAGCGGCUGCAUAUUAUUCUAAUCGAGACCAGCAACCGGAAGGCGCGUACGUGUGCGUGUGCGCGUGACUCGGCUGGACGUUGAGCUGAGCCGAGAAUGCGGGCAGGAGCGAGCACGGAGCGGGCGGCGGGCGCAACAUGAGCCAGAACACGUCGGAGCCGUCGAUCCAGGGCUGCGAAUCGGAUCUGGGCGUAGAGGAAUCUGACAAGCUGGUGCGGUUCGUGGUUCACGGCGUGCUACUGAAUGCGAUCGGCGCCGGGGGCCUGCUGGGCAACGGGCUCUCAGCGCUGGUACUCUCCCGGCCGCAAAUGCGCUCUUCUGUCAACUGUCUGCUGGUCGGGCUCGCCGCCUGCGAUACCGUGCUCAUACUCACCUCCAUCCUGCUUUUCGGCCUCACUGCCAUAUACCCGUACACUGGACGGCUACGAUAUUAUUAUUACCACGUGUGUCCACAUAUAACGCCGUACGCGUACCCUAUUGCCAAUGCUGCUCAGACUAUGUCAGUAUAUCUAACCUUAAUUGUCACUGUGGAGCGUUGGGUGGCAGUCUGUCAUCCUUUUCGGGCGAAAGCACUAUGCACAUCGUCGAGAGCGCGCUGGUACGUUCUCGGGACUGCAGCGUUCGCGCUCGCUUACAAUGCACCAAAAUUUUUCGAAGCAGAGGUGUAUACUAGUAUUGACGACGGCGAGUUGAUAUACUGCGUAAAGCCAGACUGGGAAUUUCGCACAGAAGCUUACGUUGCAAUUUACAUUCAUUGGAUGUAUCUGAUCGUUAUGUACAUCAUCCCUUUUUCUGCACUCGCCGCGCUCAACGCGUGCAUCGUGCGGCAAGUGAGACGCGCCCAGGCCGAGCGCGCCAGGCUAUCGCGCGUCCAGCGCCGCGAGAUCGGGCUCGCCACCAUGCUACUCGUCGUCGUGCUCGUCUUCUUCUUGUGCAAUCUGCUACCGCUGGUGACUAACUCGUUCGAGCUCUUCCUAGAAAAUCAACUCGAAAAGUUGGAUCCGCUAGUGAAGACUAGUAACUUGAUGGUGACGAUCAACAGCAGCGUCAACUUUCUCAUUUACGUCAUAUUCGGAGAGAAAUUUCAACGAGUAUUUUUGAAAAUGUUCUGCGCCGGAAGAUUACGGCGCCGCGACUCUCCCGAGCACACACGCGACGACUCGUUCGCAUCGUGCGGCGAGCGUGUGUCGAUGCGGAUGACGCGCAACGGAACGCUGCGGCGGUCGGAGGCGCGCUCGGCGCGGCCGGCGGGCGGCGGCGGCGGCGGCGGUAGCGGCGCCGGCAGCGGCAGCGUGUCGGGACGGCCGCGGCGAGCGCCCUCGCCCGCGCCCACUGUGUACUACCCGGCGCCGCUCACCGAAGUCACCAGCGCUUCGCUGCAAUCCGACGCGCCACCGCCCUCCGCCGCUCGUUGGAACGGACAUGCACGCGUUCAUUUCUGAGGGUGAAACCGAAAUGUUCGCUACACGAAUACGAAUUAUUGAUAAGUAUUAGAUAUAAUAAUAUAAAUAUGACCAAUAAAUCGUUGGUAAUCUUUUUCGAUGUUUAUCGGAAAAUAAAAUAGUUACCUACUGAUCGUGAUACUGGACUGGCUACGUGGUAGGCAGAUCGAUAGCUCUCUGUGUUGUGAUAAAAGACAUUGAUUGACAAGAGUGAUUCUAGCGACGUUUUACUAUAUUAUAAUAGAUAUGUAUAUAACUAUGUACAUACAUAAUUUGAUCAUUGGAGCAUGUAUACCAACAUUGUACAAUUCUAGCAAAUAAUUCGGAAAUACUGGAUAAAAUAAAAUAAACACCGACUUACUGUAUGGUUAAAUAAAUAUUUAUUAAUGAUUCAAGUAAUGAGAUCGUUUUGUAAAUAGUAUUCUAAAGAUUGCUGUUCAAUACAAAAAAAAAAAUUAUUAAAUGUGACGUUUAGCUCUAAGAGACAAACGCGACCUUCUCAGAUAAAUAAAUUAUUUAAUUGUG
Galleria mellonella (greater wax moth) is the source of this 2401-nucleotide messenger RNA. RefSeq names its product FMRFamide receptor-like (gene FMRFaR). The transcript has 4 exons. Gene Ontology annotation, molecular function: G protein-coupled receptor activity. Gene Ontology annotation, cellular component: membrane. The record is from RefSeq and is a predicted model, not a curated record. Gene Ontology annotation, biological process: G protein-coupled receptor signaling pathway. The coding region runs from base 572 to 1876 and encodes 434 amino acids. NCBI's taxonomy places the organism in Eukaryota, Metazoa, Arthropoda, Insecta, Lepidoptera, Pyralidae.